AUGCAGGAGUUACCCAGACUGCUCCUCAAUCUCCGUACGCAUAAUGUUGCCUUCACUGCAGACAUCGAAAAGGCUUUUCUACAAAUCACUUAUCGAUUCCGUGUAGUACUAUUCGGUGCAGCACCAUCCCCGUUCUUACUGAAUGCAACUAUACAAUAUCACCUGGACAAACAAAACGACCCCGUAGCCAACGAUCUGAAGAAAUGUAUUUAUAUGGACGACGUUUUGUCGGGAACGAGCUCGCAAAAAGAGGCGAUAGAGUAUUAUACAAAAUCAAGACAAUUGUUCAAAGAGGCCGGUAUGAACCUUAGACAGUGGAGCAGUAACGAUGACAGCAUCAACGAAAAGGCCUCCAAAGACGGUGCAAACGCAGAACGUAUCACAAAAGUUCUCGGAUUUGUCGAACCGUUCUCAGUCAAGGGAAAAAUAAUGAUGCAAGAUGUAUGGAAACUGAACACAUCAUGGGAUAAACAACUUCCUAAAGACAACAGAGAGAACUGGCUGCAAUGGCUAAAUGACCUGAAAGAACUCACYUCCUUGCAAAUCCCGAGGCUAUGCACCGCAAACAACAAAGAAGAGACAGAGCUACACAUCUUCUGCGAUAGUAGCAAACUAGCGUAUGGAGCAGUAGCCUACCUUARGGGAAAAACAACAAACAAGUGCACGUUCAUCAUGUCAAAAAGCAAGGUUGCCCCCCUCAAACAACAGACUCUACCAAGACUAGAACUGCUAGCGGCCCUUCUAGGCGCUGAACUAUGGGAAUACCUUUCGCAAACGUUGCAACCCAAACUGAAAAUAGCAGAGCACUACAUGUGGACCGACUCACAAAUAGUAUUAGCGUGGAUAAGGUCUUUCAAACCACAUCGACAGCAGUUUAUCCACACACGCGUCGGAAAAAUAAAUGACAAAACUAACAGCACACAAUGGAGAUACUGCCCUACGGCAUCUAACCCUGCAGACCUACUUACUAGAGGGAUGAACAGUCAAACCUUCCUGUCGAAAGCGAACAUCUGGUUUCAUGGUCCAUUAAUGGCUAACAAAACAGAGAUCAGAGUGGCCGAAAGCGAACGAGAUAAUGAAGCAGGAUAA
This is a messenger RNA of Exaiptasia diaphana, 1089 nucleotides long. RefSeq lists its product as uncharacterized. The transcript has 2 exons. Lineage: Eukaryota; Metazoa; Cnidaria; Anthozoa; Actiniaria; Aiptasiidae. The record is from RefSeq and is a predicted model, not a curated record. Gene Ontology annotation, molecular function: nucleic acid binding. The coding region runs from base 1 to 1089 and encodes 362 amino acids.